UAGCAGGGACUGAGCUGGAUGGCUGGCCCAUGUCCUCAAUUCUCACUGGCCGUGUGUGUGUAGUGUGUAUGUGUGUGUGCUUGGAUUGGUUGGUGGGACUGGUGUGGCGCCGCUGAGGCACGCUUGGCCGAGAGCCCAGAGCACUCUCUUGUGUAAUCACAACAUGAUCUCGUGUGCGAAGCGGCAGAGCCGGCUGGGAGAGGCCGGCAGAGGCCCCAGGUCCAGUUCUCCUCUGUUGGCUCUGGCUUCCCCGGGGAGCUGCUCUGAAAUACUCUCUGUGCCUGCUGCUGCUGGUGCCGCCGCUGCUGCUGCUGCUAUGUACCCGGCUGGGGCUGGGGUGGCUGACCCUCUGCUUCGCAAGAAAGAGCAGAAAGACGAAGAGCUGGACAGGAGAAUUGUGGCACUGAGAAGAAAGAACCAAGCGCUAUUGCGAAGGUACCAGGAGAUUGAGGAAGACCGGAGGCAAGCAGAGCAGGGUGGCAUGGCUGUGACUGCUCCUCGGCCACCUCGGGCAGAUGGACUCACCAUUACCAUCACCCAGGCUCAUAGUGAGAAGCGGGUGGUGAGUGAUAGGAGAGCAAGCAGUCAUCCCAACAGCCUGGGCCCAGGAGUGGACAAUGAGGAGGAGUUUGGGGAACAGGAGGAAGAAGAGGAUGAGGAGGAAGAAGAUCACACCUUUACCUUCCGGUUGGGGAAGAGGGUCCAGCUGGCAGUGACCAUGGAGAACAAAGCCAAGGGCAAGCGGAUUGUGUCAACCAAGGCUGGGAGCCAAGGGGAGGAAGGCCCCUCAAGAGGGGGUUCCAGUCUAGGAAGCCCCAUGCAAAUAGCAAUCACUAUGGAACCUGGACAAGAGGCUAUGGGGCCAGGGUCCCAGGAGUUGGGGAGGGAUUAUGCUCGAUGGAAGCAAGAGAGGGAGCAGAUUGACCUUGCACGCCUGGCACGGCAUCGAGAUGCUCAGGGAGAGUGGCGUCGCCCUUGGGAUCUGGACAAGUCUAAGCAUACGUUUCAGGAUGCCAGCAAAGGCAGAGAUCUGGGUGUGUCAGGGGGUAGCAGCAAAAAGGGACCCAGGAAUUACCGCAAGUUCCAGUCUCGGCCUUUGCCCUCUGAUGAAAGAGGUGGUGGUGCUCACAGUGGGAACCUAGGUAAACCCAAGGUGGUACCAGCCAUGAGCAGUAAAGCCCGUGGGAAGGACAGGCUAACUGGCCGGGCCCGCAGGUGGGAUACGAAAGAGGGAGAAGAACAAUCCUGUCCCAAGUUAGAGGAGUUAGAGAGUCAGGGAUCUCACAGCACAAAGAAGUCACAGAAUGAAGAGGUGAACAAACAGAAGCAAGGGAGUGUGGAACACAGUGCCCAGUGUGGUAUACAGGAACCCAGCACCGGCCCGUCCAGCCUGGAUGGGCACCAGAGAGAACGAGAAGACAAGCUCAGCACUGGCAACCCAAUGUCCAGUUUAGAGUCUAGGUCUUGCCGGAAGGUGGCACCUGUGCUUCCCUUCUUGUCCCCAGGAGAUGCCAACAGUCCUGUGCUCAAGACAAGUGGGAGCAGUAAGCCCACCACAGGACCUAGUGUCAAGGAGAGCAACCCAUUCUACUUUCCUGACAGUUUGGAGCAGGACAAGAAGCUAAACAACAACAUGGCAGAGUUGUGUCUCCAUGAGAGUCCCGAAGAGAAGAUGAGGUCUCAGGAGCCUACCGAGGAUGAUUCAGGACAGGCUGGAAUUCAGGGGCAGUUUGGCACAGUUAGACAGUCCAUCCAGAAAAACCAGCCAAAGGGAAAGAGUGACAAGAAGAGUGAUGAGCAGGACUGAGAUGAGCCUCAGAAGAUGAGUGAAGAGAGAAAAGCAGGAACUCCUUUGGGCAUCGCUAUCUAUGGUUAACUCCCUUGAGUACUUAGCAUUAUCCUUCUCUCAUGAAUCUCAUCAUUUAGGCUCUAGAUUUCAUCAUGUAUUUCCUUUUGCCAACUUUCCCCUCCUCAGCCUUGCCCACUGCUGUCCACCUCUGACUUUUCUAUCUUAGCUAUGCUUUUAACCUGCCAGGAGAGGUUUAUCCCUUUGCCAGAAAAAUGAACCUUGGACAGUUCAGAAGAUGUGGAGUCUUUCUGGUGCAUGAUUGAAGAGGUGGAGUGUGAGGGAUAGAAGGAAACUCAUGAUCCUUGUGUUGCUGGAUAUGCUACAGUAUGCUUGGGGGCCCUUGGACUUUCUCCCUUCUAGGAUCAUGGUUUCUGCUUUCAGGGUGUGGAAGAAUAAGCCUCCUGAAACGAAAUGUUGCCUUUAAAAGGUCUGAGUGUGACUGUGCUGGGGCCUUACAGUAGGGAGUGAGGAAAAGAUGGAAAAAACCCACCAUUAGAACUCUGGGAUUGGUGUGAGGGUAGAGUAAGAAAAUCAUUUCAAGGCUUGAGAUUUCUGUUCAUGGGGAAGUCAGGCCCCUGAGGGACAUAUUUUUGGAAUCUAGGAUAAGAUAGAAAACCCAGUUCCUAGUUGGGAACACUUGCUGGACAUAUAGAAUUCCCGUUAGUUGGUAUAAAGCAUUGGGAUUCCUCUCCCCAAAGGAAAACAUUGAUUUAGGAGGGAGCCUGGCCUUGAAUUCUGAUGACUUCUAACGACACCUGCCCCCAGGAAGCGGCUGACUAUCCAGAUGUGGUGUCUUCUUCAUUGAGAAAUUUGCGUGGUUGUGUCUGCAUGUGUGAUACUAUGGGGUGAGGGAUGUAGAAUAAGAAACUGUGAGCAAUGAUUUAAGUUUUGUUAGUGGGUUCUGAGCUGGAGGGACCCAGAGUAAGAGGGCAGUGAAGAGGUGACAUUUCACUUGAUGGCAGGCAGCAAUAUCAACUUUGCAGAGUAUUUCCCAAAAAGAUGUCAGGAGAAACAAUGCCACAGAUUCAGAUUUUAACCCACAUCAGAAGCUCAAGAGAAUGGUGAGUAGCUAUGGAAGGAACAUCCAGUAUCUCAGUUGAAGGGAAAUUGUAAUCUAGCACAAAUAAAAUGAAGCAUU
Dromiciops gliroides (monito del monte) is the source of this 2987-nucleotide messenger RNA. RefSeq names its product coiled-coil domain containing 9B (gene CCDC9B). The record is from RefSeq and is a predicted model, not a curated record. The transcript has 12 exons. Bases 164 to 1807 code for a protein of 547 amino acids. NCBI's taxonomy places the organism in Eukaryota, Metazoa, Chordata, Mammalia, Microbiotheria, Microbiotheriidae.